This is a messenger RNA of Penicillium cosmopolitanum, 327 nucleotides long. RefSeq lists its product as uncharacterized. The coding region runs from base 1 to 327 and encodes 108 amino acids. NCBI's taxonomy places the organism in Eukaryota, Fungi, Ascomycota, Eurotiomycetes, Eurotiales, Aspergillaceae. The transcript is spliced from 2 exons. The record is from RefSeq and is a predicted model, not a curated record.
AUGAAUUCGAUGCUUCACUCUUCAAAGAAGGCUUUUGGGGCCUCUUUCAUCCAAUUAAACUCCCGGAGUGUGCAGUGUCCACUCUCAUCUCAACUCGGAAGGAGAAGUGCUUCAACCACGACUGGUGAGCCCGUUGAAUAUGGCGGGUAUCCUAAGCGAAUUUGGUUGAUUGUGGGUGCCGGGGCUGCCUCAAUGUAUUAUCUCUGGCAUCGCGGCAAUGCGAGUGCCCAAGCCGCAGCCGGAGAAGAAACACAAAGCCACCAUGGGCCCAGUAAGGAAAAGGUCAAGUCGCCAGGGGACAGUGUGCAGAAAAAGGAGCGCGCAUAA